AUGAAGCAAUCCUUUUAAAUCAAAUCUGACAUAUAACUUUGCUUUAAAAUUGUGUUCUUGGGGUCCAGUUCAGUGGGCAAAACCUCGAUCAUUAAGCGAUUCCUCAAAAACGAAUUUGCGAUGAAGUCGAUGAGCACUGUAGGAGUGGCAUGCGAAUCGAAAGUAAUUACUAUAAACAACCAAUAAGUAAAGGUGCAAUUGUGGGACACUGCAGGACAAGAGCGCUUCAGGUCCUUGACCAAGAAUUACUACAGAGGUUGUGACGCAGUGGUGAUUGUCUAUGACAUUUAAAACAUGAAAAGUUUCGAAUAGGUCAAUGGUUGGAUAGCUGAUUUCGAGGACAAAUGCGAAAGACCAGCAAUAAAGAUGUUGUUAGGAAAUAAAAUCGAUCUGAGUCGAGAAGUCGGAAUUGAGUUGGGUCAGCUCUUCGCCAGAAAACAGAAACUAUUAUUCCACGAAGUAUCAGCAAAAGAGAACAUCAACAUCGAAAAUGCCAUCAUCAAACUAAUCGAAAUUUUGAUUCAAGCAAGAUAAAUCGAUUCUGGUGACAAAGUAGUCCGAAGGGGCUCUCUUGUCGAAGGCAAAUCCAAUAAUGGAGACAUGUCAAACAGUGGAAUUAGCAAAUCAACCAGACCUGUAUCCUACAAACCCCCAGAAAAAGAUGCUUCCAUAUCCGAUACUUCUAAAUUAUAGGCUAUUAAAUCGGGGGGUGAAAGUUCACAAGAAGAAUCUCCUUAUACUUCUGGUCCUGUGUUGUAACAGACAUCUCCACCCACCAUCAUUGUCACUCCGCCUGAAGAUACUAACGCUGUCAGUCAGGAUGAGAACAAUAUGUGGUUAUAAGAAUCUAAGAAGAACAAGUUGAUGAAAAAGAAAUCUCAUUGUGUAAGCACUCUAGCUGUGCCGUUGAAAUUGGUUCAUCCCAGAGAUUCAGAGGUGAAUAGGGACGAGUAUCUUCUAAGACACAAUGUCAAUCAGGGGUGUUUCUGUUCAUGUUGA
Molecule: messenger RNA, 999 nt
Organism: Paramecium tetraurelia
Lineage: Eukaryota; Ciliophora; Oligohymenophorea; Peniculida; Parameciidae
Exons: 4
Molecular function (GO): GTPase activity; GTP binding
Source: RefSeq, a predicted model, not a curated record